AUGAAGGUUGACGUGGUGGGGACGACGCUGGUGGCGCCGAGCGGGGACACGCCGCGCCGGGAGCUGUGGCUGUCGAACCUGGACCUGGCCGUGCCCAAGACGCACACGCCGCUCGUGUACUACUACCCGGCACCGGCGGCCGCCACGGACACGGAUGAUGGAGCGGCCUUCUUCGCGCCGGAGCGGCUGGAGGCGGCGCUGGCCAGGGCGCUGGUGCCGUUCUACCCGCUGGCGGGGAGGCUGGGCGUGGGCGAGGGCGGGCGCCUGCACAUCGACUGCAACGCCCAGGGCGCGCUCUUCGUCGUCGCCAGGGCCGACUUCGCCGGCGAGGACGUGUUCGGUGACGACGGCUACGAGCCGUCGCCGGAGGUCAGGCGGAUGUUCGUGCCGUUCGCGGCGUCCGGCGACCCGCCCUGCGUCAUGUCCAUGUUCCAGGUGACGUUCCUCAAGUGCGGCGGCGUGGUGCUGGGCACGGGCAUCCACCACGUGACCAUGGACGGCAUGGGCGCGUUCCACUUCAUCCAGACCUGGACCGGCGUGGCGCGGGGCCUCGACGCCGCCGACGCGUGCGGCCCGCUGCCGCCGUUCCACGACCGGACGCUCCUCCGCGCGCGCUCCCCUCCGACGCCGGCCUUCGACCACCCGGUCUACUCGCCGGCCCUGCUCAACGGCCGCCCCCGCCCCUUCGUCACCCGCGUGUACGCCGUCUCCCCGAAGCUCCUCGCCGACAUCAAGUCCCGCUGCGCGCCGGGCGUGUCCACGUACUGCGCCGUCACCGCGCACCUGUGGCGCUGCAUGUGCGUCGCGCGCGGGCUGGCGCCGGGCUCCGACACGCGGCUCCGCGUCCCCGCCAACGUCCGCCACCGCCUCCGGCCGCCGCUCCCGCGGAGCUACUUCGGCAACGCCAUCGUGCGCGACCUCGUCGUCGCCCGGGUUGAGGACGUCCUGGCCCGCCCGCUCGGGUUCGUGGCGCAGGCCAUCAGGGACGCCGUGGACCGCGUCGACGACGCCUACGUGCGCUCCGUCGUGGACUACCUGGAGGUGGAGUCGGAGAAGGGCUGCCAGGCGGCGCGCGGGCAGCUCAUGCCGGAGUCCGACCUCUGGGUGGUCAGCUGGCUCGGGAUGCCCAUGUACGACGCCGACUUCGGCUGGGGCACGCCGCGGUUCGCCGCGCCGGCGCAGAUGUUCGGCAGCGGCACGGCCUACGUGACGCAGCGCGCCAACAAGGAUGACGGCAUCGCCGUGCUCUUUGCGCUGGAGCCCGAGUACCUGCAGUGCUUCGCGAAGGUGUUCUAUGGGGAGUGA
This is a messenger RNA of Miscanthus lutarioriparius, 1305 nucleotides long. The record is from the annotation of a GenBank genome assembly. NCBI's taxonomy places the organism in Eukaryota, Viridiplantae, Streptophyta, Magnoliopsida, Poales, Poaceae.